Molecule: messenger RNA, 3054 nt
Organism: Penaeus indicus
Lineage: Eukaryota; Metazoa; Arthropoda; Malacostraca; Decapoda; Penaeidae
Product: hemocyte protein-glutamine gamma-glutamyltransferase-like
Exons: 17
Coding region: 140-2413 (757 amino acids)
Biological process (GO): peptide cross-linking
Molecular function (GO): protein-glutamine gamma-glutamyltransferase activity
Source: RefSeq, a predicted model, not a curated record
GAUAAGCCGCUGACACCUUUACGGUCGGCGAUAAGGAGUUCCGGAGAUUUCUGCGGCUAUUAAUUGGCGCGCUAUCAGAGAUCGCUUAGUACCUGAGCGCUCCCUUUGCUGUUCGUCCGCUGCACUUGCCGUCGCCAAAAUGCCUACCGUGGAUACCAUAACCGACCUUGCCAACCGGUUCACCAAUGACCUGGAGGUGUGUCGCCGUGAGGACCGGGACUUCGAGAUCGCGAGUGAGCUCAAUGAAAUCGCGGACGCUGCAUUGGCAUCGAAGGAACCCAAGAUCGUGUCGGUGGACUUCCAGCCGAUGUUCAACGCCGUCAACCACCACUGCGAACUCUACGAACUGGUCGAGCGGCGCACCGACUGCCUGGUCGUCCGGCGGGGGGGGCUCCUCUCCAUGGUCGUCAAGCUCAACCAGAACGUCGCCCUCGCCUCCGAGCAGGAACUCAAGUUCUACUUCUCCUUCGGUUCUCGGCCCAACGUGGAGAAGGGGACACAGGCUCACCUCGUCGUCACGGGAAAACCCAAGAUUGAAAAAACCCACGAUGACUGGGACGUGAGGCUUGUCAAGGAGUCUGGCAAGAAGGCCACGAUUGAAGUGCAAAUCCCGACCGACGCUCCCGUGGGUGUGUGGAAGGUCGCGGUCGAGGUGAAGCGUCGGAACCAGUCGGGAGAGAGGCACCUACGACGCUUCGACACGCAUAUCUACAUCCUGUUUAACCCUUGGAAUGAGAAUGACGGCACAUACCUUCCUGAGGAAAAAAUGCGCCAGGAGUAUGUGCUUUCUGCCGUAGGCACGGUAUUCGUGGGUAGUUACCCGCACACCCGUGGCCGCCACUGGGCCUUCGGGCAGUUCGACGACGCUGUGCUGCCGGCGUGCAUGCUAUUGCUCGAGAGAUCGGGCGUCAGUGCCGAGGCGCGCGGGGACCCCGUGCGAAUGUCGAGGGCGCUCUCGAAGAUGGUGAACAGCAACGACGACGCCGGUCUCCUCGUGGGCAAGUGGGAUGGCGAGUACGAGGACGGCAGGGCGCCCGCCAAGUGGCUCGGUUCGAUCGAGAUUCUGGAGACGUACCUCAGGACACGGCAGUCGGUGAAGUACGGCCAGUGCUGGGUGUUCGCCGCCUGUCUCAACACCAUAUGUCGCGCCCUGGGUAUGCCAUGCCGUGUCGUGACCAACUUCGCCUCUGCACACGACACCAACAUCUCACUCUCCAUCGACGAAUAUUUUGACGAGGACGGCGACCAGAUCGAAGAAAACGAUCGCUACGUCAACCCAGCUGGCAUCCGGGACUCCAUCUGGAACUUCCACGUUUGGAAUGACGUGUGGAUGGCCCGACCUGACCUGCCUGAUGGCUUCGGAGGCUGGCAGGUCAUUGAUGCCACGCCACAGGAGACAAGCGAUGGCUCUUACCAGUGCGGUCCAGCUUCCCACGAGGCCAUCAGGCAGGGCCGCGUCGACUUGAAAUACGACGUGCCCUUCGUGCUGGCCGAGGUCAACGCCGACGUCGUGCGCUGGCAGAAGGACGACCAGGCGGAGGGAGGAUUCAAGAAGCUGGCGACGCAGACGAGCAGCGUGGGCCGCCUGAUCCUGACGAAGAAAGCCGGUCCAGUGGCCACAGGAGGAUUCUUUAAGUCGGACCGCGAAGACAUCACGUGGGAAUACAAACCCCCUGAAGGAACCAGAGCCGAGAGAGUCAGCAUCCUCAAUGCCGCCCGAAGGACCCGCACCGCUCGCCAAGUGUUCGACAUGCCGAGCGUGGCCAAGGAGGACGUGGCCUUCAACAUCGAAGACCGAGAUCAGGUCCCCAUCGGCGAUAAUUUCUCUGUCACGAUUACCGCUACGAACACCAGCAACGAGGUGAGGACGAUCAACGUAGUGAUGACCUGCGCCAGUAUGUACUACACGGGAGCCAAAGCCCACACAAUCAAGCGCCAUGACGGGGAGCUGCACCUGGAGCCCAACCAGACCAAGACUAUGUCCAUGGAAGUGUACUACUCUGACUACUACUCGAAGCUAGUGGACCAUGACCUUAUCAAAAGCAUUGUCAUCUGCAACGUGAAUGAAACGACACAGUGCUGGGGCGGCGAAGACAACCUGGAGGUUCACAAGCCUGAUAUCAACAUCGAAGUGUUGGGACCGGCCGUGCAGGGUAAGGCUGUUCCCAUAAGGGUGUCCUUCGACAACCCUAUUCCACUGUUGCUGAAAGAGUGCAAUCUGAAGCUGGACGGGCCGGGGCUGAUGCGUCCGAGGACAGUUCCACUCGAAAACAUCCCCUCCAAAGGAAAGAUGAAGUUUGAGAUGAACCUGUACCCGAAAAAGGCGUUGGAGUGUACACUGAUCGUACAGUUCAACAGUAGGGAACUGUGUAACCUCACUGGUGCUAAGAAGAUUAACGUAUCCAGUGCUUAAAAUUGGAGACAAAUUCAUUUUUGUGUGUGUGUGGUCCGGGGACUAAAAAAACUAAACCAAAGAGAUAUUCCUUUUCCUGUUUGUUGUUUUACGCUUAUGUGUAGCACCAUUCUGCUACUAACAAUGUUGAGCAGUAAGUACCUUAGAUAAAACUUAUAGGAUUUAAGAACAGCAUUCUGCAUACGUAUUUACCAAGAGCUUUGGUAAUGAUUAUGUGAAAUGUACUUAUUGUUUUUAUGUUUUUGCUUCAUGUUUGAAUUAGCUAUAGGUAAGCUAAUAAAAACUUACAGUAGCUUAAUAUUUGUUUGAGUAAUAUAUUAAAUAAUGGUCAAAUGGCCUGAUUGACAGAAUGUCUGAUACUAAUAUCUGAAAUUGAAAAUGAUAUUAUAGUAUCCCAGUAAACUAUAGUAUAAUUAAUGCAAGACUUUAGUUUUAGAACUACGAAGAAAGGCAUCCUGGCUUAUCCUUGCAAAAUCCCAGGAAAUAACAUGGGAAAAUUUUGUUUAAAGCAAAUUAAUAUUUUGUUUUUUGUAAUUUCUUUUCAGUUCGAAGUGUAAGAAACAUAUCAGAUUACGUUUAGUUUGAAACGGUUGUAUUGCUGAUGUCAAUUGCUUCUUUAAUAAAUAUGUACCAAAAAUCAA